UGUCUCUUCAGUCUAAUAAGAACUCUUCAUUUGUUCACCAAAAGAGGAAAUACCGUCCUUUGCAGCUCUGAAUCUCCGCUGGUAAGACAGAAAACUCGACUGUGUUUUGGGACCAUGGGAGAGUAUUAUGGGCUGGCAGUUGCGGUGGGCGUGGCCUUGUUGCUGUCGACCGGCCAAUGUGAUGUGAACUGUAAAGGAUUGGACGGUCGACCGGGAGAGGCAGGACCUCUGGGCAGAGAUGGAUGGCCUGGACAGAAGGGAGAGAAAGGAGAGCCAGCUGUGGCGGACAACACUCAGGUGGAUGCAAACACCCUGCUGAUGCUGAGGGGGGAGAUGGGGAGUCGGGGCUUGCAAGGGGACAUGGGUCCCAAAGGUUACCGUGGAGCUCUGGGAGCAGUGGGUCCAUCUGGACAACCUGGUCAGCCCGGCCCUGAGGGGAAGAGCAUCGGCCACAGUGAUGACUCCCCUCAGCAGGCCAAGUCAGCCUUCUCAGUGAUCAGGAAUACUAACACUUACCCUACCUUUAACCAGGUAGUAACCUACCAGACAUAUGCGGUCAACAGACCUGGGGACUUUGACAAAGACACAGGUUACUUCACCUGCAGAAUACCUGGUGUUUAUUACUUCGUCUUCCACUCUAUGGCCAAGGUCAGCAUGUGUCUGCGUAUCGCCAGUGAGGUUCUGGGCCAAGACAAGAUUGGAUUCUGUGAUUACAACAGAAACCUUGAUCAGGUGCUGUCGGGUGGCGUGGUCUUAGAGCUGAGAUUUGAACAGAGGGUCUGGCUGGAGUCCUUUAAGGAGCAUCAGACAGAUAAUGAUGCAAGAGACUCCAGAGAAAAAGAGAUCAUCUUCAACGGCUUCCUGCUCUUCGCAAAUUAACAAAAAAAGUUCAGUUGUACACUCAAUGAUUUCACUAAAGCAUGGAUUCAGUGCUGAAGACUGAGACCGCACCAGUUUAUGAAUUUAGCAUCUAAAAGUCUCAGAUUUCAGUUCACACUUUUCAAAAAGCUGUUUUUAAAAGUUGCUUGUGAAACUUUUGAUUUGUUCACUGAUUUGUUUCCUUUAUACUGACUCAUGUAAACCUUCUUUAAAUGUUUAUUUGGUCUGUAAAUGCUACUAAAACAAAAUUAAAGUGUAUUAUUGAGUGUG
Thunnus maccoyii (southern bluefin tuna) is the source of this 1149-nucleotide messenger RNA. RefSeq names its product complement C1q subcomponent subunit C-like. The transcript is spliced from 7 exons. NCBI's taxonomy places the organism in Eukaryota, Metazoa, Chordata, Actinopteri, Scombriformes, Scombridae. Bases 115 to 879 code for a protein of 254 amino acids. The record is from RefSeq and is a predicted model, not a curated record. Gene Ontology annotation, molecular function: protein binding.